UGUGUACUGCAAUUCCUGCUUCUUCUUCUCCUCUCCUUAAGAAGAAACAGAAAUUCCCCAAAUCUCUCUCUCUCAAUGGCGCUUCUCAUCGAGAAGACCUCCUCCGGCCGCGAGUACAAGGUCAAGGACAUGUCCCAGGCCGACUUCGGCCGCCUCGAGAUCGAGCUCGCCGAGGUCGAGAUGCCCGGCCUCAUGUCCUGCCGCACCGAAUUCGGCCCCUCCCAGCCAUUCAAGGGCGCCAAAAUCACCGGAUCCCUCCACAUGACCAUCCAGACCGCCGUCCUCAUCGAGACCCUCACCGCCCUCGGCGCCGAGGUCAGAUGGUGCUCCUGCAACAUCUUCUCCACCCAGGACCACGCCGCCGCCGCCAUCGCCCGCGACAGCGCCGCCGUCUUCGCCUGGAAGGGCGAGACUCUCCAGGAGUACUGGUGGUGCACCGAGCGCGCCCUCGACUGGGGCCCCGGCGGCGGACCCGAUCUCAUCGUCGAUGACGGCGGCGACACCACGCUCCUCAUCCACGAGGGCGUGAAAGCCGAGGAGGAGUACGCUAAGACCGGGAAGGUGCCAGAUCCGACCUCCACCGACAACGCUGAGUUCCAGAUCGUGCUCACCAUCAUCAGAGACGGUUUGAAGGACGAUCCCUUGAAGUACACUAAGAUGAAGGAUAGAAUCGUUGGAGUUUCUGAGGAGACCACCACCGGAGUUAAGAGGUUGUAUCAGAUGCAAGCUAACGGCGCUCUUCUCUUUCCCGCCAUUAAUGUCAAUGACUCCGUCACCAAGAGCAAGUUUGAUAACUUGUACGGAUGCCGUCACUCAUUGCCCGAUGGUCUGAUGAGGGCCACAGACGUUAUGAUCGCCGGAAAGGUCGGCGUUGUCUGUGGUUACGGAGAUGUCGGAAAGGGCUGUGCUGCUGCCUUGAAGCAGGGUGGUGCCCGUGUGAUCGUGACCGAGAUCGACCCCAUCUGCGCCCUGCAGGCUCUCAUGGAGGGCUUCCAGGUCCUUACCCUCGAGGACGUUGUCUCCGAGGCUGACAUCUUCGUCACCACCACCGGAAACAAGGACAUCAUCAUGCUCGACCACAUGAGGAAGAUGAAGAACAAUGCCAUAGUCUGCAACAUUGGCCACUUCGACAACGAGAUCGACAUGCACGGCCUUGAGACCUUCCCCGGAGUGAAGAGGAUCACCAUCAAGCCCCAGACUGACCGCUGGGUGUUCCCCGACACCAAGACCGGCAUCAUUGUCUUGGCCGAGGGACGUCUCAUGAACUUGGGCUGCGCCACUGGCCAUCCCAGCUUCGUGAUGUCGUGCUCGUUCACCAACCAGGUCAUCGCCCAGCUCGAGCUCUGGAACGAGAAGAGCAGCGGCAAGUACGAGAAGAAGGUGUACGUGUUGCCCAAGCACCUCGACGAGAAGGUCGCAGCCCUCCACCUCGGCAAGCUCGGUGCGAAGCUCACGAAGCUGUCCAAGGACCAGGCUGACUACAUCAGCGUGCCCGUUGAGGGACCAUACAAGCCGGCUCACUACAGGUACUGAGCGAGGAUGAUGAGAGUUGGGGGAAAACAGCACGCUUUGAUCAGCAUCAUGAUCGAGCUAUUUAGGAGUUGGAUUUGAUUUGAUGAGAAAAUAAGUUGGGAGGUUGAACUUUGGUCAUCAUCGGUGGUUUGAUUAUUUCUUUUUUUCUGUUUUUCUUUUGAGAGUUUUCUAAGAAAAGAUGAAGCUGCUGCCUGCAGAUUUGGCAUCUAUAUCAAUAUAUAUGGAGAUGAAAUGAUAUAUCAUUCUAAUAUGUUAGAAGAAUUUUACUUAUUAUUUUCCGGAAA
Salvia hispanica is the source of this 1817-nucleotide messenger RNA. Its product is annotated as adenosylhomocysteinase. The record is from RefSeq and is a predicted model, not a curated record. Gene Ontology annotation, cellular component: cytosol. Gene Ontology annotation, biological process: L-methionine cycle. Gene Ontology annotation, molecular function: adenosylhomocysteinase activity. NCBI's taxonomy places the organism in Eukaryota, Viridiplantae, Streptophyta, Magnoliopsida, Lamiales, Lamiaceae.